Pseudoliparis swirei is the source of this 4593-nucleotide messenger RNA. RefSeq names its product actin filament associated protein 1 (gene afap1). The record is from RefSeq and is a predicted model, not a curated record. Gene Ontology annotation, molecular function: SH3 domain binding; SH2 domain binding. The transcript is spliced from 16 exons. NCBI's taxonomy places the organism in Eukaryota, Metazoa, Chordata, Actinopteri, Perciformes, Liparidae. Gene Ontology annotation, cellular component: cytosol. Bases 1176 to 3419 code for a protein of 747 amino acids.
GCUGGUGGAUGUUUGUGUCGUUGCAUGAUUUCUCUUUGAUGAUGAUCUUUGAGUCCGCCGUCCGUUCCUUGGUUUGUCGUGUUUUCAUUCGCCGUUGAUCGUCCGUGGGCGGUUAUUGAUGUUGUUCAGUCCAGAUCUCGGUGUGUUGGACUGUGGUAUUGUCGACGGUCUGUGUUGGCGGUUUGACCUGAUUGGACAUGGUUUCUAGGGGUCCUCUGUGUCUUUUGGGGAAAUGGUUGUGAAAACUAGAUAGAUUGUCAGACUUGUGGCUUUAGGCCCAGCAUGGUCGGUUUCAUCGCUUCGUUGUUGAUGGUGACACAGUCGAGCUGGGUGGUGACAGAGUGUUGGAGAGGGAUUUGUUUUCUUCUGUGAGUGUCUAUUUAGUUCCGACUUUCUUUUAGGUUCUGGCGCAGUGCCUGGAACGUUUGUCCAAUACUUCGAUGAGGGCAAUUCUGGAGUUUUAUGAAGUGCGGUAAGUUUACUUUCGAUUGAAACGAGAAUGAUGUUACAUCUGUGCAGCAAGGGGGUUCUGGAGAUGUGGAUGGUGUUGCCCCUGAGUCUCUUUUUCAUUGGAGUAAAGCUGGCUUUUCCCUGGUUCAUGAUGCAGAUUAUGUUGAAGCACUCAUCAUUGUAUUCUUCAAAAUGGUCGGGGCCAUUUCAUAUUGCAGUCUGGUUUUUGAAUGGACAAAGGAGAGAGAUCUUUGUUUGGAUCAGUCAUCUAACAGCUGGGGGACGCCAUCUUGGAUCUUGUGAGAGUCGCUGUGACACACGUCCUCCUCAAUCCAAUGUGUCCUCAAUGACACAUACUUUCUGCACUUAGAAGUUAUCCACUGAAGCUGCACGUCAGCCAAACCCUUUUAUGUGUGUUCCCCGUUGUUACCACAAUGGAUGCUGACAUCACUGCAGCACUGACGCCUCACUGGGUGAGCUCUAACCAACGGCUCGUAGCACAAACUGUUUCAUAACUGUUAUGGAGUUUCUCUCUUUUAUAGCUGGCCAAAAGUGGAAAAUAAGUGAUGCCAACAGUAAAUAAAAUAAAAACCAGGCUUCCCAUGAGAAGAGGAAAGUUUGCAGCCAUCACAGCUUGAUCAUGGUCCUUUCAAAAAGUUAUAGUUUUACACUAUUUCAUGCACUUUGAGGUUGUCUGGUACUGACUUGUGUAAAUAUUCCAAUGAAUGAUGGCUGUACUUCAGUUUCAGGGUCCUGGUAUUGUUCAUGCUGACUCACUGCCUCCAAACAACGGCCCCCCUCCUCUGCCCAGCUCCUCUCUACCAGAAGGCUACUACGAGGAAGCGGUUCCUUUAAGUCCUGGAAAGGCUCCUGAAUACAUCACUGCCAACUAUGACUCAGACGCCAUGAGCAGCUCUUAUGAGUCGUACGACGAGGAAGAGGAGGAUGGGAAGAGCCAGAAGACGCGUCACCAGUGGCCAUCUGCAGAAGCGUCCAUGGACCUGGUGAAGGACGCUCGGAUCUGUGCCUUCCUGCUGCGCAAGAAGCGCUUCGGCCAGUGGACCAAACUCCUCUGUGUCAUCAAAGACAACAAGCUGCUGUGUUACAAGUCCUCCAAAGACCACACCCCCCAGAUGGAGCUGACCCUGACGGGGUGCAGCAUCAUUCACAUCCCCAAAGACAGCAAGAAGAAGAAGCACGAACUGAAGAUUGUCCACCAGGGGGCGGAUGCCCUGGUGCUGGCUGUGCAGAGCAAAGAGCAGGCCGAGGAGUGGCUCAAGGUGAUGAGAGAGGUGUGUGUUAAUGGGGGUGUAGACUCGGAUCGAGCUGGAUCUGCAUCACCUGUUCACAAACCGGAACUGGAAAAGAAGGCACCGUGUGACAGACCGAGCUCCGAUGGGGAAGUGACUCAUGAGAACGGACAGAGCGACUGCAAGGACCACGCAAAAGGAAAGAAGAACUCAAAGUCUGAGCAUAAGACGGGGACAGUGGGGAAGGGAGCAGGAAAGAAGAUCACUAAGAUCAUCGGGCUGGGGAAGAAGAAGCCGUCCACAGAUGAGCAGACGUCGUCAGCAGAAGAAGAAGUGCCCUCAUGUGGCUACCUCAACGUGUUGUCCAAUAACCGCUGGAGGGAGCGCUGGUGCCGCCUGAAGGACAACCAGCUGCUGCUCCACAAGGACCGCGAUGACCUGAAGAGCCACAUCGCCUCUCUGCCCCUGAGAGGCUGUGAGGUCAGCCCGGGCCUGGACCACAAGCACCCCUUCGCCUUCCGCCUGCUGCGCAACGGCCAGGAGGUGGCCGUGCUGGAGGCCGCCUCCUCUGAGGAGAUGGGUCGCUGGUUGGGGAUUCUAUUGGCUGAGACCGGCUCCAGCACCGACCCCGCCACGCUGCACUACGACUACAUCGACGUGGAGACCACCGCCAACGUCAUCCAGCUGGCCAAGCAGUCCUUCUGUUUCACCAGUAAGCGCGCCGUGUCUCCCAACCCGUACCUGGACAGCCCCGUCAAUGGCUACUCCUGCCCCACUGGGAUGGCGCUGCACUACGACGACGUGGCCAUCAACGGAGCGGACCCGGAGGUGCAAUACUCCAGUCCCAACACAAGGGGGAGCCAGCUGAAAGAGGAGAUGCACUAUGAGAACGCUGACCUCUAUGAAAACAUGCCCUCUGCUCCCAAGCCUUCCUCUUCUUCCCCCUCCUCCUCCUCCUCCAGUCGCUACAGAACGCCUGUUUCUAAAGUCUCUUCUAAGUUCCUGGCGGCUGACUCUAAAACUAAAGCUUCUGCUCAGCUGAAGGGAAAGAAGGGAACGGGGUCCAAUGGGACGGCCUCCAAACAGAAGCCUGAGCCCAAGAGCCAGACCAAGAAGACCGCAGUCAAUGGGACCAGUGGGACGGCCUCUCUGAGACGGAACGGCUCCAAUGCAGAGCAGUGCAUGUACGGGAAGAACCGCGUGGAGGCCGACGCCAAGCGGCUGCAGGCCAAGGAGGACGAGCUGAUGAAGAGGAAGCAGGAGAUCCGCAGCCGUCUGACCCAGCUGAAGAAGGAGAGGAGAGACCUGCGCACCGCGGUGGAGGCUGCUGCUGGCAAACGCGCCCACGCCUCGCUGUCGGAGCAACUGAAGAAGGUGGAGGAGGACUGCAGGCAGCGGGAGGAGGAGCGGGUCAACCUGGAGCUGGAGCUGACGGAGGUGAUGGAGAGCCUGAAGAAAGCCCUGAGCGGGGGGGUCACCCUGGGCCUCACCAUCGAGCCCAAAGCAGGCGUCUCCGGAGUCCAGUCGCCAACGACGCUGCGGCGGGCCCAGGAGUCGUCUUCCUUCUCCAGCUGCGACACCAGUGACACCGAGUCCUGCUCCCUGCCGGUCAACAGCGCCUCACUGCUCCGCCGGCAGCAGGGGGGCCUGAAGGCAUCACCAGUCCGGGGACAUGUCCUCAGGAAGGCCAAGGAAUGGGAGCAGAAGACCGGCACAUAAAGCAGCCGCUCCACUUUCACCUUUUUGUUUUCUUUUAAGAAAUUGUGCAUAUAUUUAUUUCACACUGUUGAUGGAGUUGAGGAGCAGACGGUGUAACAUGGAGCAUGUUGUGUUGCAGCUCUUCUUCCUCUUCAGUCACGUUGUUCUUGAUCGUUCAAAAAGGUCCAAACCCAGUAUUUAUUUGUAAAUGUUACGAGGAAUUACCAGCUUCCCUUUUUUAUUUAUGUUGAUGUAUUUAAAGUUUGAUGAAUUUGUGGAGCUCCACACAAUCCCCUUUCCUCCUCAGUCACGUGUCAACAACAACAAACAAAGUGAUCACAACAACUAACGCACACAGCUGCUCUCUAUUGGUAAGAAGCAGAGUGAGUUCUGGAGCUGUGUUGCCUCAGAGGACCGCUGGCUGUUCCACUAAAACCACACAUGCCAUUCUUUGUUUUGACUUUGUCAUGGGUCGGACAUUUUUACACACAAAAGUGAUACAUUAUGAAAUAAAUACAUUAUGAAAUAUGUUUUCUUGUUAACUUUAACACUAGCAGUCCGUAUAUUCUGUUGUCCAGAUGUAACUGAGGCUUGAAGGAGACGUCUCUGGACACUACAGGGUUAACAGAGUGGUUCCUCAGCCAAUUGUGUGUGAGUGUGUGUGUAUUUGGUGCUCGUCGUUGGAAAACUCAGAAACCUCAACCGCUGUGGCUGAACAACAAUGUGUGUGUGUGAAAAUGACAGUCACAGUCUUUCACUUAGCAAAACAUACAGCAAGUGUCUUUAUAACACACACACACACACACACACACUCAGUGUCACAUGUCCGUGGUGCUGUUCCGCUGUGACAUCGUCGUGCUGCUGCGUGCCUCUUCGUCGUCAAGGCGUUAACUAACGCUCGAGUUUGGAAAUCAAUUCACACACAUUGGUGUGAAUGUCGUCUGCUUCCUGUUUCCAGACGCAGUGGGUCGUUAUGUAUCCGGUCCAUUUGAGGCUCAUGACUGAGCAACAUGUCUGAUGCCAGUUAAUGUGAACCUGCGUUGUGUGUGUGGGGGUGGAGGAGGAGGGGGGAAUGCAUCAAUGUUUGUUUUUGCACCUUAUACAUUUUCUACUCGUAUAUCUCAGACCGUCUCCGCCUUGGGGACAGACAUGCUUGUAUAUAUAUUAAUAAACUUCCAGACAAAUGACUGCUUUA